AUGCCUUCUCCUCCUCCUGACUGGGUCAAGGCCCUCAAGCCCUCGGGCCCGCAGGGUUCCGAACUGCUCGCCCAAGAGCGUGCGCAGUCUAACAUUAAUAUCGACAAGCUGUCCGAGUUGCUCCACACCAAGGAGGCUCUGGACCGACAGCAGAAGAUGCUCAGCCUCCUCGAGCCCGAGAAGGUCUUUGACAAGUCCCAGAACCACACUCUCGGUCGCGUUGAGCGGCUGCAGCGCUCUCUGGCCAAGGCCAAGCGCCUGCAACAGCUGGCCGAGGAGAACCAGUGGUCCAUGGAGGAGCUUCAUGCUGCCAAUGAGCUUAUUGGCGAGCCUACCCCUUACGGAUUGCACGCAAGCAUGUUCCUGGUGACCCUCCGGGAACAAGGCUCUCCCGAACAACACAAGCUCUUCCUUGAGCGUGCCGCGAAAUACGAGAUCAUCGGUUGCUACGCCCAGACCGAAUUGGGCCACGGUUCCAAUGUCCGCGGUCUCGAGACCACCGCCAUCUGGAACCAGGAGGACCAGACCUUCACCAUCAACUCUCCCACAUUGACCGCCUCCAAGUGGUGGAUUGGUUCUCUUGGUCGCACUGCCAACCACGCCGUGGUCAUGGCUCAGCUGUUUAUCGGCGGCAAGAACUUCGGCCCCCACCCCUUCGUCGUGCAGGUCCGCGACCUCAAGACCCAUCAGCCCUUGGAGAAUGUCUACGUGGGUGAUAUUGGUCCCAAGUUCGGCUACAACACCAUGGACAACGGUUUCUUGCUGUUCAACAAUGUCAAGAUUCCCCACAUUAAUAUGCUGGCCCGCUUCUCCCGCAUUGAGAAGGAGACCGGCAAGUACAUCCGCCCCGCUCUCCCCUCCUUGGUCUACGGUACCUUGACAUGGGUGCGCUCGAACAUCGUUCUGCAAUCCGGUGGUGUAUUGGCCCGCGGUGUGACCAUUGCUACUCGGUACGCCGCCGUCCGGAGACAGUUCCAGGACCGUGAUGCGGAGCCCAGCGCUGGUGAGAACCAGGUGCUGAACUACAAGAUGGUGCAGGUCCGCCUGCUCCCCCUUCUGGCUUCUAUGUACGCCCUGCACUUCACCGGUCGCGGUAUGAUGAAAUUGUACCAGGAGAACCAGAGCCGUAUGAAGGCUGCUGCUUCGCCUGGCCAGAACUCGCGUGGCCCCGGCCCCGAGGAGCUUCGGGCUGGUGCCGACCUGCUGGCGGACCUUCACGCCACCUCUUGCGGUCUCAAGGCUCUUGCUAGUACCACUGCCGGUGAAGGUCUCGAGGUCUGCCGUCGUGCAUGCGGUGGCCACGGCUACAGCAGCUACAGCGGUAUUGGAUCUUACUACGCUGACUACCUGCCCACUCUCACUUGGGAGGGUGACAACUACAUGUUGACCCAGCAGGUCGCACGCUACCUGCUCAAGUCCGCUCGUGCCGUCCUUUCUGGCAAGGCUGCUGACAACGAUACCUCCCGCAUCCUCAAGACUUACCUCGACCGCCGCGACAAGGGUGCUUCCUUUGAUGUGCUCGAAGAGGACAAGGACAUUGUGGAAGCCUUCGCCUGGCGGACAGCCCACCUGACCUUCGAGGCGCUGAAGCACCGUGAUGCCGAAAAGCGCUCAUGGAACAGCCUGCUGGUUGACUUCUGGCGUCUUUCCACCGCCCACUCCCAGUAUCUCGUGGUCCGCAACUUCUACGAGGCCGUCUCCUCCCCUGAGCUCGCCCAGGCCUUGGACCCCGAGACCAAGACCCUCAUGCACGCUCUCUUCCGCCUGUACGCCCUGCACACGCUCGAGCGCGAAGCCGCCGAGUUCUUCUCAUCAGGUGCCGUCACCGUGCGCCAGAUCACUCUGACCCGCACCACAGCCGUGAUGAAGCUCCUCGAUGAGAUCCGCCCGCACGCCAUCAGCUUGGUGGACGCCUGGGCCAUUCCCGACUGGCAGCUGGACAGCAGUCUGGGACGCUCCGACGGCAAGGUCUACGAGGACUUGUUCCGCCGGGCCAGCCAGGAGAACCCUGUCAACGACCUGGUGUUCGACCCCUAUCCCUGGAACGCGGCGAUUCUCAAGAACGAGGCGCCCAAGAGCAAGCUGUAAAGCUUUAUGUCUUCAUUUCUGAUUCCCGAUCAUGUGUAUUCUUUAUAUUGAUGUUUUUACGUGCAUUCGGCUUUGGUUAGA
Messenger RNA from Penicillium cinerascens, 2169 nucleotides. RefSeq lists its product as uncharacterized. Gene Ontology annotation, cellular component: peroxisome. Bases 1 to 2088 code for a protein of 695 amino acids. NCBI's taxonomy places the organism in Eukaryota, Fungi, Ascomycota, Eurotiomycetes, Eurotiales, Aspergillaceae. The transcript is spliced from 2 exons. The record is from RefSeq and is a predicted model, not a curated record. Gene Ontology annotation, molecular function: FAD binding; fatty acid binding; acyl-CoA oxidase activity. Gene Ontology annotation, biological process: fatty acid beta-oxidation using acyl-CoA oxidase; lipid homeostasis.